GGCAUACACAGCAUCAGGUGCAUUAACGUAUCACUGUUCCUUUCCAUCCACGUAACUCGCCUUUGCGAAGCCCUGUCGCAGUAGAUUUACUCCCGUCUGCUUCAGCAAAAAUGACCGUUGUAGCUGAAAAUGCACCGUCAACGAGCGGGAACGAGGCCAUAGUGCUCAACUCCACAACAUUCGCGUACCCCGGCUGUGACCCCUUUAUCAAGGGCUGCAACCUGAACAUUCCUCGUGGUAGCCGCUGCUUGCUCAUCGGCGCGAAUGGCGCCGGAAAGACCACGCUACUGCAAAUCGUCGCGGGCAAAUACAUGGUCGCUAAAGACUCCGUGCGGGUGCUCACUCGCUCGCCAUUCCAUGACCUUCAACUUACAUGCACCGGUCAGCUGAGCUACCUGGGGACGUCGUGGCGCAAGGACGUGGCGUUUGCCGGCUAUGGAGUGCCGCUGCAGGGCGACAUCAGCGCGGGCAAGAUGAUCUUCGGCGUUGAGGGCGUGGAACCCGCCCGCCGCUCCCGGCUGAUCGAGAUGCUGGACAUUGACCUCUACCAGCGCAUCACCACAAUGUCGGACGGCCAGAAGCGCCGCGUGCAGAUCUGCAUGGGACUGCUCAAGCCCUACGACGUGCUGCUGCUGGACGAGAUCACAGUGGACCUAGAUGUGGUGGGCCGCCUGCGCCUGCUGGACUUCUUCAAGCAGGAGAGCGACGAGCGCGGCGCCACCAUCCUGUACGCCACCCACAUCUUCGACGGCCUGGAGGGCUGGAUCAGCCACAUCGCCUACAUGGAGGACGGGGCCAUGGUCAAGGGCGGAGACAUCGCCAGCGUGCGCGAGGUGGCGGAGCUGGCGGCGCAGGCGUCCGCCGCGCCCGGCAAGGCGCCGCGCAAGCUGCUGCAUGUGGUGGAGGACUGGCUGCGGUCGGAGCGGGAUGCGCGGCACGCACGCGCCGCGGCCGCCGGCACCACCGCCGCCGACCUGGAGACGGCGGUGAAGCCGCAGCGCACGCCAUUCAUGCCGUCCAAGCAUUUGGCCUUUUUCCGGUAAUUUGGGUUGCUGUUUGGCCCGGUGUUGCUGUAGGAGUGUGGGAGAAGUGUAAACAGAUUAUGAAUGAGUUUGCCAUAAGUCGAGAAUUGCGAGUCUAUGAAUGAGGAGCGCUGAGGAGUGAGGGCUAGGGUUCAGAUGGUACAGAGUGAUCUGGAGCACCGGGGAGCGCCGAGCGUGUCACCCGAGAGUUUCUGAGCGGACCAGAGCGCUAGAGGACUAGUAUGGCGAAGGCAUCGAGAGAAGUGCAUUAUGUGUACGCAUCACAUGCUGUAAUACUGCGAGUCGAUAUCGCGAUAUCGGCACCAAGUACACGCUGCAGGUGGCCCAGGCGGCCUGCCCGGAGCAGGGGGGGGGGCGAGAGGGGUUAGCCAAGUUGGUGCAGCGGUGCGUAUGGCAGGAUCCGAGUAGGUUUUCGACCGACGUCAUUUGCAAGAGUGUACGCAGCAUGCUUAUGCCGCCGCAUUACUGGAUGGCUGGGUGCGCUGGGCAGCCGAGGUUCAAAAUCUAGGUGACAGAUGGGGCAGAACGGGCCGCUAUGGCCACCAACACCGUCACCUUACCUUUGCAUAUUCAUUUUGCUGUAAGAAUCAUAUGAA
Chlamydomonas reinhardtii is the source of this 1639-nucleotide messenger RNA. RefSeq lists its product as uncharacterized. The transcript has 5 exons. The coding region runs from base 111 to 1043 and encodes 310 amino acids. NCBI's taxonomy places the organism in Eukaryota, Viridiplantae, Chlorophyta, Chlorophyceae, Chlamydomonadales, Chlamydomonadaceae. The record is from RefSeq and is a predicted model, not a curated record. Gene Ontology annotation, molecular function: ATP hydrolysis activity; ATP binding.